ACAAGUCUUCCCGUGCUGUUACUUUGGAACAAGAAUUCUCCAAUACGGCUAUGGAGGAUUUUCCUAAUGCUUCAGCAUAUUGCCAACGUCUGAAAAUGUUGGCCGACCAACUAAAGAAUGUUGGUGCUCCUGUCACUAAUAAUCGCCUUGUUCUUCAAAUGGUUGCGGGACUCACAGAGGCCUACAAUGGUAUUGGUACGUUACUUCGCCAAAGUGAUCCUCUCCCUCAAUUUUAUCAAGCACGUUCUAUGCUUGUUCUUGAAGAAGCCGGAUUGGCCAAAAAGGUAACCUCUGAUUCCUCUGCUAUGGUUGUCUCUCAUACUGAUUCAUCAUCCAAUACCCAACCCCCCCAUACUCGUAUUAAUAAUGGUGGCAAAAACAAAAAUAAAAAUCAUGGAAAAAAUAAAAAUUCCGGUGGCCGGAAUUAUUCUGGGGGGAGUACUGGUGGCCGGCAUAAUCCCGGUGGUGGUGGCCGGAAUUAUUCCGGCAGUGGGGGUCGACCCGGGGGUGGCCAGCCUGGUCAUGCCCAGCAGCAGGCUACUGGACCGCGAGCAGCGCCUGGGUAUUGGGGGGGGGAUGGGCCUAUCCUCCUUGGGCUUAUCCUCCCUGCCCAUUCCCUACCCAAGGCUGGACGAGGCCCACAUGGCAGCCCAGACAGCAGGUUCCGCAGAGUACUGGGCCCGGUGUUCUUGGAUCAGGGCCACGGCAGCAGGCUUUUUCGGCUGAGGUUCCUAAUGUUCCUACUGAUAUUGAAGCGGCCCUGCACACUCUUGGGCUCAAUCCACCGGAUUCGAAUUGGUAUAUGGAUACGGGAGCUACUUCUCAUAUGA
Molecule: messenger RNA, 830 nt
Organism: Beta vulgaris subsp. vulgaris (sugar beet)
Lineage: Eukaryota; Viridiplantae; Streptophyta; Magnoliopsida; Caryophyllales; Amaranthaceae
Exons: 1
Coding region: 51-830 (259 amino acids)
Source: RefSeq, a predicted model, not a curated record